CAGCUCCUCCACACUGACCACAGAGGGACCGGAGGAUGCCCACGCAUCAGCACUUGGUCGAUAAGAUGAGAAGACACUCCUGCUUUGUUUUUUUGUUCUGUGGGAUAUUUUUGCCUGGAAUCCUUGGUUAUCCACAGACAAAUACCUCAAUUGAUUGUGAUUCUCUGUUACCAAACUAUGAAGCUGAACCACAGACAUCUGCACCACCAUAUAUUAUUGCUGUAUCUUUUGAUAGCUUUGAGCCAGGAAAUGAAGUCCAAGUAACUCUAGAAGCACUUGGAGAUGCUGGGUUUAAAGGAUUUAAUCUACAAGCUCGAGAAAUAGAUGGAGAUGUUCCUGUUGGUACUUUUAAAAUUACAGAUCCAAACACUAAAGGCUUGGAAUGUCAUAACGUGACGAAUUCAGCAGUAAGUCAUGCCAAUUCAGAUGUGAAACAGAAGAUUACAACAACAUGGAUUUCUCCACAUAAUGUUAGAGAGCUUCAAUUUAUUGCAACUGUUGUUCAAAAUCUAGAGAACUUUUGGGUUGGAAUUCAAAGCAAAACUCUCACACCUACGCAUUCUGAGUCAGUUAACGUGACAGGAAAAAGUAAAAGGAAGUUUAUGAUAGAAUUAGAAUGCAACAAGCGUGGAGGGACCUACUCAACAGGCCGGUGCAUCAUGGUUGGACCUUCCAGUUCCUCUCAGAGCACCUAUUCAGGCAGUCAGGGUGGAGUAGUCUACACAAUAAGCAAGAGUGGAUGUGGCCCUGGAGGUGCUGCUGGUGCAUACAGCCAACAAGCCUGCAGAGAUAGUGCAUCUUUAUCCAGCAGUGGUAUUACUUAUGGCCAGUCUGUCCCUUCAAGCAGUUCAGAUUCCAGUAAGAAGGUAGUGGUCGUUGCCAACAGCAACCCUUUUCCACCUGUGCGUCACACCUUCCCUCAGAGUUUGGGAAGCUCUGCUACAAGGAUCAUAGUACAGAGUGGACAAAAACAGCAAACCAGCAGCAGUACUUAUAUUCAGGGUUCCCAAGGCAGCCCGUCCUAUGGCCAGGCCUACAAACCUCAAAGUGGCAGUUCCUAUGGUCAGGGUGGACCAAGUUUCUCAGGCAGCAGCAGCUCCUAUGGCCAGGGCUACCAGCCUCAAGGUGGCAGUUCCUAUGGACAGACAUUAGAGAGGCAUCUGCUUCACAUAUACAAUAACUAUGAAUCAAUCAUUAAUUUCAUACAGGCCUACAAACCUCAAAGUGGCAGUUCCUAUGGUCAGGGUGGACCAAGUUUCUCAGGCAGCAGCAGCAGCUCCUAUGGCCAGGGCUACCAGCCUCAAGGUGGCAGUUCCUAUGGACAGGGUGUCUCCUAUGAUAGCAAUCCCUGCCACCAGGGUGGUUCAUAUUCCUCACAAAAGUACGGUGGUAGCCAACAGAGUGGAUCAUCAUACUCCCAAAAUUAUGGUGAUAACCAGGAUGGAUCCUACUCACAAAACUAUGGUGGUGGCCAAGGUGGAUCAUCCUCAGACACCUAUUAUGACAGUCAGGAGUCACAAGAUUCCUCAUAUGAUAAUAAUCCCAAUGCUUGUGAUGAUGACACAUCGCAUGUUUUAAGCAGAAGAGCCUAUGAUGUACAGAAUGCAUCUUCUUCAAAUAGCAGCCACUCUGACAUGCAGGGUGGAUCAUUUAUUGCAACCAGUGGAUCAAGUAAUCAGGGUGGCUGCAUUUGUCCUGAUGGAAGCAGCGGUCAUAGACAGGGAGCCCCAGGUUCUUCAUACAGCACAUAUUCUGGUAACCAGGGAGGGCCUUUCUUCUAUCCUGGAGGAUCCUAUGGACAGGGUGGCCCAGGUUCUUCCCACAGUUCUUACUCUGGUAACCAGGGAGGGCCUUCCUUCUAUCCUGGUGGAUCUUAUGGACAGGGAGCCCCAGGUUCUUCAUACAGCACAUAUUCUGGUAACCAGGGAGGGCCUUUCUUCUAUCCUGGAGGAUCCUAUGGACAGGGUGGCCCAGGUUCUUCCCACAGUUCUUACUCUGGUAACCAGGGAGGGCCUUCCUUCUAUCCUGGUGGAUCUUAUGGACAGGGAGGGUCUUCUGCUUAUGAUGGCAGCAGUGAAUCCUAUGGUCAGGGUGGAUCUUCUGCUUAUAGUGGUUCUGAGACUUAUGGCCAGGAUUCAGCUUCCAUGGGAGCCAGUGAAACGGAAUAUAGUGAUUCCUCCUCACCAUCUGGUAGCCGCCAGAGUGAACGGGAUUUUUAUUCCCCAGGAGGCAGCCAGUCAGGUGGACAUGGGUCAUCUUCUCAAAGUGGUAGCUACUCCAGUGGACAGGACUCAGCCUCAUCUGGAAGCAGCCAGUAUGGGGGGCAGGGUUCACCUUCCUCAGGAGGCAGCCAGUCUGGUGGACAGGGUGGAUGUGAUUGUUCUGGGGGAAGUUCUGGUGGAUCCUCUACUUUAGUCAGGAGUGAUUCCUCUGUAAAUGACUCAUCUUCCUCUGGAGGCAGCCAGUACAACAGCCAAGAUUCAUAUUCCUCUGGAGCUAGCCAGUAUGGAGGACAUGAGUCAUCUUCUUAUGGAGGCAGCCAGUAUGGUGGACAAGGUUCAGGAGGCAGCCAAUAUGGUGGACAGGGUUCACCUUCUUCAGGAGGCAGCCAGUAUGGAGGACAGGGUCCAUCUUUGCCAGGCAGCAGCCAUUAUGGAGGACAGGGCUUUUCUUCAGGAGUCAGAGAGUCUGGUGGACAGGGUGGGUGUGUGUGCCCCGGUGGAGGUUCAGGCUCUUUCUCAGGAAGCAACUACCAUGGUGGACAGGGUUCGUAUCCUGGAAGCAAUCAGUACGGUGGACAGGGAUCUUAUCCCUCAGGAAGCAGGCAAUAUGGUGGGCAGGGCUCAUAUCCUUCUGGAGGCAAGCAAUAUGGUAAACCAGGUUCCUCUUCCUCAGGAGGCAGUCAACAAGGAAAGCCAGGCAGCUCUAGCUCAGGAAGCACUUACUCUGGGAAACCGCACUCACCUUACUCAGGCGGCAGUCAAGUGAGUUCUGCUGGGAAACACUCCGCUCCCCAACUCCUGAUGUUAUUCAGCAUUUUGAGUGCCUUUGCUCUCUCUGCUGCUGUAUCAAAAUGGUCUAUAUGAACUUCUGAAGUGUUACUUGACAUCCCAAACACGGAUUAUAUUCCAUAUUAUUAGAUUACUUAAUGUAAAGAAAAAAAUACCAUUAAGUCAAAUUGGCAGAUGCUACUUGGCUGUUAUGUUGCAUGUCUAGCUGGUAUGUCAUGCCCCUCAUUAGUUUACCUCUGGUUUUAGUCAUUAGUAGAUACCAUUAGUUGUGUCAGUGUUUUAGGCAUCAUUUUAAGAGAGCACAUUAUACCCUACCUAUAUGAUUUAUUUUUAUUUCCAAUAGUGAAUGCGAUGAACACCUACCUGAAAUGAUUGGUGUGACAAAUGAAAACUUAGGAAAUAUUUGGUUAUUAACCAAAAGUAGACAAAGUGAAAUAAAUUGUUGUAUAUGCAAACUGAACAUUGUGCCUGUUAAUCAUCACAUAAGACAAGGCUAAUGUAAACUUCUGAUAAGCAAUUCUCCAUGGGACAGAAGAAAAGAUGCUGAAGUGGUAUCAGAGUAUUAGUUUUAGUCUUUUGUAAUCUAAUGUAAAUUCAAUAUGGAGAUUGCAAAGCAAAAAAACCCAAAAACUACCAAAACCCAACAACUCCACAGGACUGAAUUUUUUUGGGUUAAUUAAAGUUUAUUAAUUAGAAAAAUGAAACCGCUCAGAGCAAAGACAUUAUGAACUCCAUCCAAACCAACUUCAAAUACAUAGAAUUCUGUAGAGAAGCAUAUGAGGCAAAUGUACCCCAGAUUAGGCUGAUAAACUAAAUCUGCUGAAAAAGAAAGUGGUUUUCCUUGGAAGGAGUAGAAAAUUAAUUAAAUUACUAGAACGAAUACCAUCUUGGCUCCUUUUUCCAAGUAUUUAAUCUAACCUGCGAUACCUUGUAUAUCUGAAAGGUUAAUUUCAUGAGUGAUGCGUACAUCUGCAAGCAGGUACAUCACUGUGCUCGCUGAAGUACCAGAGCCCAUUUUUGAUUCAGGAGCAGUUCCACACCUUGGAGCAAACCCUUUUGGAGCUCUCAGAGCCACCUUCUGUUUAGUGUUAACAAAGCGCAUUCACCUAAAGCAUACUUCUAAUGAAUGUGUUAGUGAACAUGUGCCUGCUAUUAAAAUUACCAUUAUUAGUAACGUGCUUCUCUGUCACGGUUUACAAUUGUAAUUGGUGGGAGAGGUUUCCAUGCAAGUUUUCCUACCAACUUCCGUGGGGCCAGGAUUUCACCCGGUUUUGAUGUGCAGCACUACCCUUUGCCACCCAUCGGUAAAUCAACCUGUAAUUGAAGCACAAAGUUAUGCAUUUAUACAAUCUUCAAAUUCUGUUUUGACAAUUUGUUUCUUCGGACAGCGCAGUAACGUUCUGUUUGAGAGGUCCGUACCUUAAUUUGAACCAGCCCUGCCAUUCUCUA
Molecule: messenger RNA, 4460 nt
Organism: Pseudopodoces humilis (Tibetan ground-tit)
Lineage: Eukaryota; Metazoa; Chordata; Aves; Passeriformes; Paridae
Source: RefSeq, a predicted model, not a curated record